Molecule: messenger RNA, 10377 nt
Organism: Myxocyprinus asiaticus (Chinese sucker)
Lineage: Eukaryota; Metazoa; Chordata; Actinopteri; Cypriniformes; Catostomidae
Product: calmodulin-binding transcription activator 1-like
Exons: 24
Coding region: 5-5314 (1769 amino acids)
Biological process (GO): regulation of transcription by RNA polymerase II
Cellular component (GO): nucleus
Molecular function (GO): double-stranded DNA binding; protein binding; transcription coregulator activity
Source: RefSeq, a predicted model, not a curated record
GGAAAUGGCUGCCGAAAACAAGCCGGAAGGACUGAAGAAAAUCCGUAAUCCGGAUCGAAUGUACAGAACCGCUGUUGGUUACACUGGCCACGUUCCUCCUAAGAGUGUCAGCGAUGACACAGACAACAACAAUGAACAUGGCCAUUUGAAAAUCUACCUGCCCAAGAAGCUUCUGGAAUGCCUUCCCAAAUGCUCCUCCCUGCCCAAGGAGAGACAUCGCUGGAACACCAACGAGGAAAUUGCAGCCUACUUGAUAACAUUUGAAAAACAUGAAGAGUGGCUGACGACAUCGCCCAAAACCAGGCCACAGAAUGGGUCUAUGAUACUCUACAACAGGAAGAAGGUGAAGUACAGAAAAGAUGGCUACUGCUGGAAGAAAAGAAAAGAUGGCAAAACCACUCGGGAGGAUCACAUGAAACUCAAAGUUCAGGGAGUGGAGUGUCUUUACGGCUGCUAUGUCCACUCCUCCAUCAUUCCCACGUUCCACCGACGCUGUUACUGGCUGCUUCAGAAUCCUGACAUUGUGCUUGUCCACUACCUGAACGUGCCUGCCAUAGAGGACUGUGGAAAGCCAUGUGGACCUAUCCUGUGUUCCAUCAACACAGAUAAGAAAGAAUGGGCCAAGUGGACCAAGGAAGAGCUCAUUGGGCAGCUUAAACCAAUGUUUCAUGGCAUCAAGUGGACUUGCAGCAAUGGGAAUAGCAGCACUGGCUUCUCAGCAGAGCAGCUCGUGCAGCAGAUUCUGGACAGCCACCAGACCAAGCCUCCUCCCCGGACUCACAACUGCCUCUGUACGGGCAACCUGGGUGCUGGGAGCAGCCUACAUCACAAAUGCAACAGUGCCAAACACCGCAUAAUUUCUCCAAAAGUCGACACACGUGCUGGAGGUGCCUAUGGCACCCACUCUGAGGUUCAGAACAACGAUGUGUCAGAGGGAAAGACGGAGCUCAGCCACAGUGGUGUAAAAAACAGCAGGGCAGGGGGUGACGGCACAGGAGGGACGGGAGUGCGCGAGAAAAGAAAUGGCAAGGUGCACAAGCCGGCCCUUCUCCAUCAGAACAGCAUGGAGGUGUCCUCCACCAACCAGGUGGAAGUACCAGAUACCACCCAGAGCUCACCUGUGUCCAUCAGCAGUGGCCUAAACUCCGACCCUGAUAUGGCCGACAGUCCGGUAUUGACAGGCAUGGGUCAUGUGGCAUCGGUAAUGAGUAGCCUGUCUCAGUCCGCAAAUGUUUUCAUGUCCGAAGUCUCUGCAGACCCUGUCUAUAGUAUGUCACCCACUGUAGACCCCAACGCUCACCUCUUGGGUCCAGACACAGCUUCAAGCAGUCUGGUUUUGGCGGUGACAGCCGAAAGUCACAAGUUUGCCUUCACUGGGGCAGUCGGUGUGGGUUUAGGUGACGCAGGGUCAGCGGACGGACUCGCUAUGUUGUCAACAGCUGGCGUAUCUGAAGAACUGGUGCUCUCUAGUAACCUGGAGUCUGGAAGUAUCAAGCUGCCUGAGACGAAUAUGAACUUCGACCCUGACUGCUUCCUUAACAACCCCAAGCAAGGUCAAACCUACGGAGGAAAUGGGAUGAAAACGGAGGAGAGCAACGGCAGAAGCUGUAGUAACGGGGGCUUGCGAUGUUCUCCGCCACUCAAUGACAAUGGGUACUGCUUCAACCCCACUCUGGUGAAGAACAUCAAGACUGAGGAUACGUCAUUUGAACAACAGUUGGCUACAGAGGGUGGCUAUCAUGUCGGGGAGGUCGUGAGUGGUGCCGUUGGUAUUUCUGGUUCCUCAAGCAAUGGACCCACCCAAAACUCCCUGGCUUUGACUCCAACUGGUUCGUUACUGCCCUCUGGAGGUGGGCUGAGUCCUAGCACCACACUUGAGCAGAUGGACUUCAGCGCCAUUGAUGCCAAGCAAGACUAUCCAAACAACGUCAUGUCUGCUGCAGGCUAUGGCCCAGCAAUCUCCAGCUCUCACCUGGCCCACCAAAGCCAUUCACCAAGCUUCUUCCUCCAAGGUUCUCCUCAGUCUACCCAAACCCAACAGAACAACUCCAGUACCAACCAGAACUCCCAUGACUCUGCGUACAUGGGCAUGUCAGUUGUCAAAACGGACUCAACAGGAACCAAUGGGCACCUGCACCACCAUCAUCACCACACUGCCUCUAACUGCAACGGUAACUCUCCAACUGAACAAAAUGGGCAGGCUGGUUCUCUCCAGCUUUUGCAGUACCAGAACCGCUUUCCAAAUCCAGGCCAAGACCAUGAAGAAAUUGGUGGUUUGGAGCAGUCGACAAGAGCAGAACCAGGGGAUGGAAGCUCUCAAGAAAAGGAGAAUGAGGGUUUGAUGAAACCAGGUGACCAUUUGCAGCCCAUUGGGGCAGGAGAAACCGACGGUGUUCGAGGCACGGAGCAUUACCUCCAGCCGUCAACAGAAGGCACCGGGGUGGGGCAAGGGAACGGGGCAACGAGCACAAGGACGGAAAGUGGAACUCUUUGUAAUGCCGUUGAGGGAAACGGAACCACAAACAGCCCCCAUCAACAGCUCCAGCCGCUUCUACAAGGAGCCGGUUUGGUGCAGGGACUUUUCAGUGCCAUAGGGACCCACGGCAGUGGAACCAACGGAGGAGGCUCCAUGGAGAUCAACCUGGACCAUUUUGAUGUUUCCUUUGGGAAUCAGUUCUCAGAUCUCAUCAAUGAUUUUAUCGCAGUGGAGGGUGGUAGUGGUGCAUCUGUAGUGCCGGGUGCCAACACGCUGUAUGGUCACCAACUCAUGGCCCAUUCAGGAACAGAGGUGCAGGUUUCCUCUGGAAUCACAUCGCAACAGGUUCCAGAAGAUGGAGCUCAUGGGGCAAGGGGGUAUAAUUCAGCAGAGCUCUGUCUCCAGCCCUGUUGCAGUCCGCAGUCUACACAGGCUGGCACUGUAACGGGCGAGGCAGGGCAGCUGGCAUACAUGCAGGUGGCCAAUGCUGUGUCUGCAGCUGUGGCGCAUGGAAACAUGGGAAUGCUGCAGGCCACCGGAAGGCUAUUUGUGAUGACAGAUUAUUCUCCAGAGUGGUCUUAUCCUGAGGGUGGAGUGAAGGUGCUGAUCACUGGUCCAUGGCAGGAGGCCAGCAGUGAAUACACCUGCCUGUUUGAUCAGAUAACAGUUCCAGCCUCUCUCAUCCAGCCUGGGGUGCUACGCUGCUACUGUCCAGCUCAUGACACAGGCCUGGUGACUCUGCAGGUGGCAGCCAGCAGUCAGAUCAUCUCCAACUCAGUGGUGUUUGAGUAUAAAGCUCGAGCCCUCCCUGCUCUGCCCUCCUCUCAACACGACUGGCUCUCUCUGGACGAUAACCAGUUCAGAAUGUCCAUCCUGGAACGUUUGGAGCAGAUGGAGAGAAGGAUGGCAGAGAUGGCCGGUCAACAGCAGGCCAGUGGAGGAACGUCAGAGAGUGGAGGAACCGGAGGAAGUGGAGGAGGAGAAGGAGGAAGAGGCAAUUCUGAGCAGGCACAGUUUUCACCAGGUCAGAGCCAGGGUCAGGCAGGCAGCUCCUUUGAGAGCCGUGUGGUUGUAGUGUGCGAGAAGAUGAUGAACCGGGCCUGCUGGGCGAAGUCCAAGCACCUAAUUCAUUCAAAGACGUUCCGGGGCAUGACUUUACUCCACCUGGCAGCCGCCCAGGGUUACACCACCCUUAUUCAAACACUUAUCAAGUGGCGCACCAAGCAUGCAGACAGUAUUGACCUGGAACUGGAGGUGGAUCCUCUAAAUGUUGAUCACUUCUCUUGCACGCCACUGAUGUGGGCCUGUGCUUUGGGUCAUAUGGAGGUGGCAGUGGUUCUGUAUAAAUGGGAUCGGCGAGCUUUAGCCAUCCCUGAUUCUUUGGGUCGCUUACCACUGGCUAUCGCCCGGUCUCGGGGUCACACCAAGCUGGCCGAGUGUCUGGAAAGCCUUCAGAGGGAAGAGCAGCAGUCAGGUGCACUGGCUACAACUCCCAGCAUACCUUUCUCACCAUCUGCUGAGGCUUCAGCGGCAGAGGGAUGGAUGAAUGUUUGGGGAACUGAAACAGCUUCAGUUGGAUUGAAAGAAAGCAGCAUCACCAGUUCUGCUUCAAUCUCCAGUUCAGACUUGAGGAGACCAAGGUCAGAACCAUCCAGUUUUUAUAGCAGUGUUAGUCAUGGUGACGCCCCGUUAAGUAAGAAACACAAGCCCAACCCUGAGAGCUACCAAACUCGGCCAAGCAAACCCUGUUCUGCCCCUCUCGGACUGGAAGAACAGGCCCACAAGCCUAAAACAUGCCCCGCCAAACCUAGGGAAGGUGAUGGGGAGCAGUCUCAGAUUAAGCUGGCCUCAUCUUGUGGAGGUGGCCGAUGGAGUUUGAGACGAAGGGUGACAACUGGAGGUCUUGGCAAGGAAAGGCUGGCAAACAAGCUGAGAUUAAGAGAAAUGGCUAGCACGGGAACCAUCUCUGAUCUGCGGACAAGCCAAGAGGAUUUGGAGAACACAGGAGAUUUGCAGAACAUGAACAUGAUGACUUUAGCAGAGGAAGUCAUUGCGGCAACGUCUGAUCGCAUCAAGAGCGAAAACUUUGCGUCAGAUUCGACACUAGACAGUGUCAACACCAUGAGCUGGUUGGCCAGUUACCUUGGAGAUGCAGAGAGGUUCCUGUUUAACAAGCCUCUUGCUUCCACACCUGGCCUGGGCACCGUCCAUAGUGGAGGACAGCCAGAACUCGAUGGUCCUCUUGGGAAACUCGGCCUUCAGUCCCCUGCGGAAUGGGCUGCUCUUCUCAACGCCUCCCACAGCAAGGAAGAGCGUGACUUGACCCAGCUGGCGCUGUCUGAUCCUGAACAGAGAGAACUGUACGAGGCAGCCCGCCAGGUCCAGAACACCUUCCGCAAGUACAAGGGUCGUCCGCUGCGGGAGCAGCAGGAACUGGCAGCUGCUGUCAUUCAGCGUUCUUAUAAGAGGUACAAACAGCUGACAUGGAUAGCCUUGAAGUAUGCACUUUAUAAGAAGAUGACGCUGGCCGCCAUCCUUAUCCAGAGUAAAUUCCGCAGUUACCACGAACAGAAGAAGUUCCAGCAGAGUCGCAGGGCAGCUGUGCUGAUCCAGCAAUAUUACCGCAGCUACAAGGAGCUCGGCCGGCUGAACCCACGCAGUCGGGCUACUGCAGCUGCACUGGUGCAGCACAAACUCAGAAGCAGUUUACUGACCAAGAGACAAGACCAAGCUGCAAGAAAAAUCAUGCGGUUUCUGCUGCGGUGCCGUCACAGCCCCUUGAUGGACCAUAGACUAUUCAAACGGGGCGAAAGAAUUGAGAAAGGCCAAGGAACAUGAGAGCACCGCAGAGAGCCCCGUCGCAGUGUAACAUCUACAAACAGACUCUUCCUCUUCAUUAUGUUUUUACAAGAGACAAUUUACAAAAAAAGCAAAAAUGAUUCACAAAGCCGAACAGAAGAGCGUGGAAAAUGCGACAGUUGAACUCUGUCAGCGGUGUGACUGAUUCUGCUACAGCAUUGUGUAUUUUUCUUGCUACAGGGGAGCUAAUCAAGACUAUUGGGGAAAUAUGACAUUAUCUUCAUGGCAUUUUUGCACUCUUCAUAGAAUUUUUUCUUUAGAUUACAAAAAAACAGAGUGAAGACCAAGAAGCAAAGGCUUUUUAUUCUGACAACGCUUGUAAAAUAUCUUGCAAGAUGAAUGAAGGAAACCAGAGAUGCAUCAUGCUGGAAGUCGCUUCAAUUACAUUUUUAUAUUUUGAAAGGAAAAAAUACAAUCAGUUUGAAAAAAAAAAAAAAAAAAAAAAACACUAUAAAAUGUAAACCAAAAAAGGCCUCAUUUCAUUGACCAUAUGCAUGCAGAGUAUUUGAAAUCGAUCCAUCAUCUCCACAAGUCUUUGUUUUCGACAAACGCUGUCCGAUCAUUCAAAGGGAGCACCUUCAUAUGAAUGUAGAUGGGGUCAGGGCAAAAAUUCUAGGUUUGAAAUAUCAGUGUCUUACUUUUUUGUCUUUAUGAGGGUUAGGGUUCUUUUGGCGAUGUCUUUUGGGGAUCGAAUCUCCUUGGGUUUCCUGUUCCUUGUGCACUGUUUUCAACUUUCUUAUGGGUCCUUUUCUUAAUGUCAUUUUUUGCUGGCUCGAUUUUGUGUGUCUCGUGUUUGUUGAAUUGAAUACAGUGCAUGUGAGCGAAACGCUCCUGCAUGCUAACUUAAAUGUUUUGUGUUUUAUCGUUUAUUUGUUUGUUAGUUUUUUCCAAUCAUUCUUAUUAGUGAUACUGUAUUGUGGCACCUUCAAACUAGCACGUAUAAGCCAAACCCUUUGUUUGUUUCAAAGUAUACUGGGAUAAUGACAAUUAUUUUUGUAUUUCAUUUAUUAAUUUAUUUUAUUAGCAUUGGUUUUGCCUUUUUUGUAUUGUACUAUGGUUCUAAAUAUCCUCUUUUUAAAAACGGAAUUUGUGCUUUUUUUUUAUUAUUAUUAUUUAUUUAUCUUAUGUGAUAUGUAUUAUCAAUUGUGCCACAGCGCCAAACUUAUUCGCGAAGGUUAUCUUCCAUUUGUGUGUGCGUGUGUGUGUGUGUGUGUGUGUGUGUGUGCGUUUUUUCAUUGUUGUUGUUUGUUGACUUCUAAGACUUGCGGAAAGCUGAGAUGAGCUUUACCGCAGAGUUUCGCAACACAUUGCCUUGACUUCUUGACUUUUUGAAGGGUCCCCCAUACACAAGCAUAAAAAAUAUUUUUGACUAUUGAGUGGUCCCUGUAAAUAUCGCAGAUGGGUUACAGAACAUUAACAGCCAGAAACUUUUACCGAAGAGGAUUGUAUUUAAGAAUAUAUAUUAUUUUAUUCAUAAAUUGUAUUAGAACACAUUAAGAGAUGAACAAAAAAAAUAUAUUGUAUAGUUUUCUUUGAACACCCAAGAUGUACGGUUGUAUUGUUUGUAAAUAAUGUAAAUAUCAGUCGCAAAGAAGGAGCCAUGUGCAUGAUACUUUACGACACUGAACAUAAUGUAAAGAAAAAAUGUAGUAGCAAUGGUCUGUUAUACAAUUUGAACAGCUUCACUGUAAGACUACUUUGAUGGAAAUGUUCGCGGAACAUUGAAGCAUGACAUUAUUGCAAAAUCACGAUAAAAUCUUAGAUUUAGGGGAAGGGCCAAACAAAUUCAUUGGACACAACUGGAAUUAUUUAGUUUUCCAUUUUAGGGUAAGCAAGUAUUAAAUAGUAUUUUGCCAAUGGUGAUCAGUCAUUAACAGGAAAUAAAUAAGAGACAGAUAUAUAUUAUCACAGUAUUGAAAAAACUAGUACUGAACAACCAGAACUCAUUGCCGCACUUAAACAGCUGAGGUUUCAACGAUACAGAGGAUCAAUUCUCACCACAGUUUUGUCCUGUACAACAUGACUAGAAAGUGUUUUCAUAAUUUAUCAUCACCUUUAAUUCAGCAUGAACAAUGGUAUUGGAUUAGGAUUCGUUUUUGGGUUUUAAAAUUGGGUCAUACCAUUAAACAUAAUGCAACCGUUACUGUCAUCACACUAGCACACAAUAAAAACCGAUGCUAUGAAAGGGCAUAAAUUGGUCAUUAUUGACCGAUUUAUAUUAUGAAUGUAGCUGAAGACCAACACGUGCGUUUCGACUGUCAUCAGAAUCUGAGACUGCCAUUGUUCAUCAUACUCUUUAUUCAAAGCUUUAUUUUAUUUUGUGAUUUCUGGGGGGCUGCUACCAACAUUUCAAAAACCCCAUGGUUGUGUCACAGUCACGUGAACUUUUUUCUUUAAUGCUUUUGUCAGUGUUUGAAAGCAAACGCAACAUCGUUCAUGAAACUUUGAAAAACGUUAGACUCACUGAUGCGCUGAAAUUCCAAAGCAAUUUCAGCUGAUGAGAGGCAUCAUUUUAACUUACACCAGCACAUUUUAUCUGUUCAAAAGAAGAAAGAAAAGGAAAGAAUGUGGUGCUUAAAUGCUGAAUUGUUACGUAUGUAAUUUGAGCUUCUAUCCCCAUCACAUUGCAUCCGAUCGUACAUUUGUAACUUUAUAUUAAGUUAUAGUUACGUUAAAGGUUGGGGGUGGUUAUUUUCCUCGUUAUCUCAGAGACUCAAUAUCAGUAUUCUUAUAGAAAGUGCCUAAAACAUUCUACCAAUAUCAGGAGUGUGUUGUUCCUAAAGAAGGUCAGUAUUAACAGAUUCAGUAUGCAAAACUAAAGGCUGAUUUAACUGUCUAAACUGAAAGUGUGUCAUCUCAGAGCCCAGAACUGUUUCCUCCUCUGACACCCUUUUCAUCCUUGAAUGUGGACACAGCGUAUAGGCACCUAUCAUUUCAUAUUUUUUCACUUACAUUUAUGUCUCCAAAUUUUGUUUUUCAUGAUGUUAAGAUUUAUAGUCUUUAAAUGACCCAGUAAAACACACUAUGCAUGUUUGUUUUUUGUUUUGGGCUUUUUUGUUUGAUUUUGUUUUUCAUUUCUUUUGCUUUUAGUUUUGUUUAGUUUUGUUUGCAUUUGUUUUUUGAUGGUUUUGUGUUGUGUUUUGUUUUGUCGAAUCUGACUUGAACCCGGAAAGUAGGACCUGCUUGGAAAUGUUGACACACGAUUUGAUUUUUGUUUAGUAUGCUUUUUGUUUUGUUUUUAGUUAUUUUGUUUUGUCCAUGUUGGAUCUAACUUUGGCCAGGAUAGUAGGGCAUGCUCAUAAAUGUGGACACAUAUCAUUUCAUCUGAAAACCAUUGCUAGAUUCAGACAAAGUUAGAGCACAACUCCUUGUGAAAGAUGGCCACAAAGCAUAUGAUUGAUUCAAAAUGAUAUUCUUCCAACAUUGCAACUUUAAACUUCAGGAAAUCAGAACUCAUACAUGCAUACAGAUCAGUUCACAAUUCAACAGCAAAAUACACUUACUAAGCGGUUUAUGGAUCACCAGGUACAUGUAUCCCAGAUGAUCAGUACCUUUUUGUUUGGGGUUCAUCUUAGGGAACAGAAAAGUCUGCCUCCCUUUUGUAGUUUUACUCAGGGUGCUAAAACAAGGAGAGGGUGUUUAGCUUGGAGACUAGAUUAGGUUAGGUGAAGUCUCCAGGAUUAGCUCAGAAUCAACAGGAGAAACCACUUGUAUUAUAUACUUCCGUUUGUGCAUAACUACAAUGUUUAUUCUGUUACAAACCACUGCUUUCAGAAAUAUCUCGGCUAACAGGAUCGACUGUGGGUGUUUUUAGAGGUUUUUAGUCCAUUUUUCCAAAACUGUUCAGGUGUCAUCGUUCGUCUAACACUCGUUUAGUAUUGUCAUAUGCCAAUGGGAGUGGGAAUGCAUGAUAUACCUCAGUGUCAAAUACUUUCAGAAUAAGGUGGAUGUCCCAUAAUUUUAUGAAAUGGCUCAGAAUACAUGCAUCCUAUUUUGACUGGUUCAUACUUUUUGUGUGAGAUGAGAAAUAUGCACUUUGUACAGCUCACCAUCCUAGUUUAAUUCCCUCUUCAAACCCUGGUAUGCUAUAAUUGUGUGUACAGUGUGUGUGUGUGUGUGUGUGUGUGUGUGUGUGUGUGUGUGUGUGUGUGUGUGUGUGUGUUUUGUGUGUGCAUGCAUACUGUCUCAACGUAUGAUCUGGUUGCUCUAAAUAUGAGCAUACAUGUAAAGGUUAAGCGAAAGAAGUUUAGGGCCUAAAACACUAUUGGUGCAGUUGGAAGUUUGUACAAUCUCCUAAAUCCUGUUUCACAACUCUUUGGAACUCCAGAAAAAUGCAGGUCAGAUUUAAAGUGAUAAACCACUCAACUAUAAGCUUUUCACUUACAAAUACAGAGCAAUAAACACUUUAUGUUUUUAGCUGAGCUCUUUGGGUUGAAAGAAUACGGAUAAGUCGAGGGGAAAAAAAAGACAAAAACAUUGGGACAUGCUUAGUUCACUUCCUCUUAUGCAAUUACAAGUAUACACAGAGAGAGGAGUUCAGUGGUCUGUGGACAUUAAUUUCAUAUUUCGCGGCCCUAAUGCAUGUUUUCAUCAUUUUAAAAUGAAGAUAAGAAAAAAAAAAUAGAUAAAAUACGAGCCCAUAUUUCUUACAGAGCAGUGGGCUUUCAACAAACUGCAUGUGAAGCUAGUGUUAGACCUCUGUUUCCCCCUUCUAUCUCUCUCUUUCUCCUUCAUUCUUGCUUUGUGCCCUUGUACCCUCUCUCUUCCUCUGAUGAGUUUUGCCUCAUGUUCUGUUUCCUCGGCCGUCUCCCUCUUUCUGUCCUGCUUGUGAAUUUGAUUUAUUUACUUUUAUUUAUUUUAAAUUUUUUGUAACUGUGCAUGUGAGAGCAUCACUGAAUUGUUGGAUAUGUUUAAAAAAUAUAUAAAGAAAUAUUCAGCUGCUGAAGCCAUGCAAAACAUUUUGAAUUGCCCUUAAAAUAUGGAAAAUGUUUUCUGAAUGCUUUAUAUAAUUUCUGCUGUAAAAUAAAAUCUUAAAAGAGAAA